Hemisphaericaspora subhashii is the source of this 536-nucleotide messenger RNA. RefSeq lists its product as uncharacterized. Gene Ontology annotation, molecular function: transmembrane transporter activity. The annotation marks the transcript as partial. Lineage: Eukaryota; Fungi; Ascomycota; Pichiomycetes; Serinales; Debaryomycetaceae. Gene Ontology annotation, cellular component: membrane. The record is from RefSeq and is a predicted model, not a curated record. The transcript has a single exon.
CUGGUCAACUACAGGAGUAUACUGCCUUAACUCCUGGUUUGGGUUUAAUAUGGUUAUUUUUAGUUUGUGGGUUUGCGGAUUUCUUCAAUAGUAGAUGGGGUGCCAUAGUGUUUUCACAAGUGUUCAAUGUGUUGGGAAAUACACUUUUGGCGAUUUGGGAUAUUCCAGAAGGUGCUGAAUGGUUUGCUUUUUGUUUGCAGUAUUUUGGUUGGGCGAUGUCUCCGGUUUUAUAUUCUUGGCAAGGUGACAUUUGUCGUGAAGAUAUUAGAGAGAGACAAGUGGUAUUGGUGUGUAUGAAUAUGUUGGCACAACAAACAACUGCUUGGAUUGCCGUCCUUGUCUGGAGAACGGUAGAAGCUCCCCGAUUCUUGAAAGGUUUCACAUUUACUGCUUCUUCUGGUGUUGCAUUAUGUAUUUGGACCUUUGUUGUGUUGUGGUUCUAUAAGCGCCAGGAACGAGCUAAUGCUAGGGAAAACGGCAUUGUGCUUUACAAUUCAGACAAGCAAGAUUUGGAAGUUUCCUCAAAAAGCGAUUAG